UUUUUUACAGUACCGACGGGUCCUGAUACCUUGCACUGUGGAUGCUCCUGGAGCUUGGAAGAGAGAAAAAAACCCACCCACUUGCGCCCAAGGGUGCUCGUUCAGCCUGACUAUUUGGUGGAAGGAAUCCUGCCACAACACACCACUGAGGUCUCCACCUGUGUCUGGGUGUGAUGAAACCUUGAGAAACAAUUACCCUCUGUCCCUCCUUGGCCUGACGCCUCCACCUGGCAGCACUGACUUGGCUGGGAAGCUCAUGGUGGUCACUACAGCCACCACAGAGGUGCACUGACACCCUCGGCACUCACCUCUCCUCCCCCUGUCCUUUCCCCCUGUUCUGCCGUCCUCCUCGCUCAAGUCUGCCAGGCACCAACAACCAAUAACUAUGAGCUCUCACAGACGACAAGGUGGCUUGAACAGCAAGGAGCAGCCUCUGGAGCUUCUUAAACCAGCUACACUCAACCAUUUCGUUGACGUGAGCACGGCAACGCUGCCCACACAGGUGCCCCCUACCACCACAGCCAUCCUCCCCAUGGAUCUGCGUGUAGUCGACCACCCCCACCACCACCACCACCACCAGCAGCAGACCCCCUUCAGCCUGCUUCCCCAACCCCACCCUACACCGCCCGCAUCUACCGAGCCGGGCCAUGGGCCGGUCAUUAACCACCAGGAGCAGCAGCUGCAGCAGGAGCUGGUGUCACUCAAACACAAGCAGCAGCUCCAGAGACAGUUACUGAUCGCAGAGUUCCAGAGGCAGCAUGAACAGCUGUCGCGACAACAUGAAGCCCAGCUGCAUGAUCAUAUCAAGCAUCAGCAGGAUUUGCUGGCGUUGAAGCACCAACAAGAGCUGUUGGAUCAUCAGAGGAAGAUGGAGCAGCAGCGUCAUGAGCAGGAGCUGGAGAAGCAGCAGCGGGAACACAAACUGCAGCAGCUCAAAAACAAGGAGAGGGGGCAAGAGAGCGCAGUUGCCAGUACAGAGGUAAAGAUGCGACUUCAGGAGUUUGUCCUGAACAAGAAGAAAGCCCUGGCUCAGCGAAACCUAAACCACUGUCUGCCCAGCGACCCACGCUACUGGUAUGGAAAAACACAGCACAGCUCCUUGGACCAGAGUUCUCCUCCUCAAACAGCAAUGUCAGCGUACCACCACCCAAUGCUGGGCACAUACGACUCAAAAGACGACUUCCCUCUCCGCAAAACAGCCUCCGAGCCCAACCUGAAACUUCGUUCGAGGCUAAAGCAGAAGGUGACAGAGCGCCGCAGCAGCCCUCUCCUCCGCAGGAAAGACGGUGCGAUCACUAGUGCCAAGAAGCGUUCCCUUGAUGUCGCUGAGUCUGCAUGCAACAGUGCACCAGGCUCAGGUCCCAGCUCCCCGAACAACAGCUCCAGUAACAUCCCCAAUGAGAACGGGGUCACAAUCUCCAGCAGCCCAGGAGAGGCCUCCCUGCUUCAGCGGUUGGCUGGGAGGGAAGGUUCACUUAGCCAGCUCUCUCUCUACACCUCCCCCUCUCUGCCUAAUAUCACCCUGGGACUGCCAGCCACAGGCCCUGGUAGCACUUUGGUUUCAGGACACCAAGAUAGUGAGAGUCGUCUGGCAUUAUCUGCGUUACAGCAGGGCAUUCCUCUGACCCCUCCUUUCCUGCCCACUGCCCACCUGCCCUCCUACUUGGCAUCUUCGGCUCUGGACAGGGAGGCUGCUGGAGGGGGCACGGCUGGUCACAGCCCCCUACUCCAACACAUGGUACUGCUGGAGCAGAGCCACAGUCCAAUAGUUGGUCUGGCUGGCCUACCACUACAAUCACCUUCUGUCUCCAAGCUUGCACGGGGCCACCGUCCCCUGGGGAGAACCCAGUCGGCCCCACUUCCCCAGCAGCAGUGCGGGCAGGCACAAGCCCUGCAGCAGCUGGUGGUCCAGCAGCAGCACCAGCAGUUCCUGGAGAAACACAAACAACAGUUCCAACAGCAGCAGCAGCACAUCAUCAACAAGAUCAUGUCUAAGCCCAGUGAUCAGGUCUCAACUGCAAGCUCCAGCGCUUCAGGGCCAGGCAGACAGCAUCAGAGUCACCCAGAGGAGACGGAGGAGGAACUCAGGGAGCACCAGGGCCUCUCCUCCUCCUCCUCGUCCUCUACCUCUGUGCCGGAGGCAGGGCCUGUACGGGGGCUGGUCAUCAAGCAGGAGCCCCCAGACCCACAGGAGCAAGAAGAGAGAGAGCAGAGGGAAAGACAGACUGAGCAGGAGUUGAUGUUUCGACAGCAGGCUCUGCUGUUAGAGCAGCAGCGGAUCCACCAGCUGAGGAACUAUAGAGCCUCAAUGGAAGCAGCCGGGUUGUCAGUCAGCUUUGCCGGACAUCGCCCCCUCUCCAGGGCUCAGUCAUCUCCGGCUUCAGCUUCCUUCCCAAUGGUGGUGCAGGAGCCGCCCACCAAGCCUCGUUUUACUACAGGUCUGGUUUAUGACUCUUUGAUGCAGAAGCAUCAAUGUAUGUGUGGUAACACAACCAGCCAUCCAGAACAUGCUGGUCGCAUCCAGAGUAUCUGGUCCCGACUACAGGAAACAGGCCUGAGAGCACACUGCGAGUGUAUCCGCGGUAGGAAAGCCUCGUUGGAAGAGUUACAAACAGUCCACUCUGAAGCCCACGUUAUGCUGUAUGGAACCAACCCACUGCGGCAGAAGCUUGACUGUUCUGUGAGCCCAAUGUUUGUCAGGUUACCAUGUGGAGGCGUAGGGGUGGACAGCGACACCAUUUGGAAUGAGGUCCAUUCAUCCAGUGCAGCUCGUCUGGCCGUCGGCUCGGUGGUGGAGCUGGUAUUCAAAGUAGCGUCGGGAGAACUGAAGAAUGGUUUUGCUGUAGUGCGACCACCUGGACACCACGCCGAAGAGAGCACACCUAUGGGAUUCUGUUAUUUCAACUCGGUCGCCAUAGCAGCCAAACUCCUGCAGCAGAGGCUCAAUGUCAGCAAGAUCCUCAUCGUAGACUGGGAUGUUCACCAUGGUAACGGCACCCAGCAGGCCUUCUACGGUGACCCCAGCAUUCUCUAUCUGUCACUGCAUCGCUAUGAUGAUGGAAACUUCUUCCCUGGCAGUGGAGCACCUGACGAGGUUGGCACCGGAGCAGGUGUAGGCUUCAAUGUGAACAUGGCGUUUACUGGCGGACUGGAACCUCCAAUAGGUGAUGCAGAGUACCUAGCUGCAUUCAGGACGGUGGUAAUGCCUAUCGCCAAUGAGUUUGCCCCAGAUGUGGUUCUGGUAUCUUCAGGCUUUGAUGCAGUGGACGGACAUGCUCCACCCCUAGGAGGAUACAAACUGACUGCCAAAUGCUUUGGCUACCUGACCAGGCAGCUGAUGGGUCUGGCAGGCGGUCGGUUGGUGCUUGCCCUGGAGGGGGGUCAUGACCUCACCGCCAUAUGCGAUGCCUCCGAAGCCUGCGUCUCUGCUCUGCUUGGCAACGAGUUGGAUCCCAUCCCUGAUGAGGUGCUGCAGCAGAGACCAAAUGCCAAUGCAGUCCACUCAAUGGAGAACGUUCUUGAAAUUCAGAGUAAAUAUUGGCACUCACUGCAGCGCUCUGCCUCUACACUUGGUUGCUCUCUGAGUGAAGUCCUAAGACGUGACGCAGAGGAAGCUGAGACGGUCUCUGCUAUGGCCUCGUUGUCUGUGGCCAACAAGCACAUUGGAAAAAGGGCUGAAGAGGAACCAAUGGAAGAGGAAGCUCCUAUGUAAAGAAACAUCCAUAGCCUUUGACCACUCAGACCAGUCUUCAUCUUUGACAGUCUCCUCAUCCAGCCAAAUCUCUGUUUCUGUGUCAAUGCCGCUCCCAUGUCUCCCCUCAUAUCAUGUCAAGAUGCCGUCUUAUCAUGGGGGGAGGGGAAAAGUUUAUCUGACAAACGCGGCGCAGAGAGGAAACACUGAAGAUGACCGAUGCAUUCACUGAUCAGCGGUGCACAGACUGAUCAGCAUAAAUGUGUUGCAUUAUCUCUUCAAAACCUUGGAUAUGAGAGUAUCGACUCAACCAUCCCACAGUUAGAACCUCGAGUGCCAGUGCUUUUAAAACACUAGAGAGAGAUGUACUUUUUGAAUGCCAGUUGGAACCAUACACAGACAAUCUGCAAGUGUCUACUUUUCUUAAUAUUAUGUUGUUUUUUUCUGUACUUUAUCGUCGUCUUUUCAUCGAAAGCCACCAGAGCUAAUGUGACUAUGACUCUGCACUAAGGAUGGAUCAUUCCUGCUCUUUCAAGAUAUCUGGAUGGAUGGAAGAAAAAGUGGUCAAAUUUGUUGCCAUUUUCCGAGGUGGUUUGAGAUUUUUUUUUUUUUUUUAAUUCUGCUGGUGUUUUGGUUUUGAAAUAAUUGACAGUAAAAGACUGUGCGUUUGUGCCUUUUUUUUUUUCAAACCUGGUGGAUUUCCUGUUGAACUCUACUGAAAGAGCUUUGCCUUAAAAAAAAAACAGGCUUGAGAACAAAGCCUCUUCUCCCCAACCCCUCAACAUUUCUAUCCUGGCAAAACAUCCAAUGCCUGCAUGUUGUUGGCACAUUGACUGGAGGACCUUGGCAUGUUUACCUGUAAUUCCCUGUAACCAGCCUACUACUGUCCCUCCCUAUUCCUCCAUUUUUCCUUUCCCCCCCUCAUUUUAAUCUCAGUUUAGAAGGUAGUUUCCAGCCACAAGUUGGAGUUGGUUCAGUUAAAAAGGAAGUUUAAGGGGGGAUUAGUAUUACUAAAUGCAUCCAUGUAUCAGAUACUGUAUCAGUUCUCUUUAAGGGAAGAGUUAAGUAGCAUGCACUGUACUACAGCAACAGGACCUCUGAAAACUAGAAUGCUGUUUAUACUUUGUGUGGUAUUUAGACAAUAAUCAAGCUGAAGCAUGAUGGACUAUCAUCUCUGUAAAGUCGAAUAAUCACAAACAUAUAAGAAAGGAUCGUUUUUAACAUUUGAAGAUUAAUGUAGGAUAGAGAGGAGCCAAUUUCAUAUGUAGUAUGAAGAAGCCCACUGUUGAAGGUAACUCCAUAAUAACAAGGACCGUACCACCUGGGAUUUUCCACGGGGGUGUUGCAGGGCCGCACAGGCUCUCACAGCUGGUUUAACAUCUGCUCCCCAAAUGUCAGGUGCUAAAGCAUGAGGCAGGUGUGCACACAUCUCUGUUUAUAUACAGUUGUGUGAAGUGCAUCCUCACAUUUUUCUGUUUAAAUCUUCCUUUUUUUCUUGACCAGUAAUAGAUCCAGUGGUACCUAUGAAUUUCCUUGCAACUCCGAAGAGCACAUGUAGCUCAGAUUCUGCUCUGAUUCAAAAGCAUGUUAUUGCAUUUGAGAAGUGUAUCAAGUUUGCAACGAGCCAGACUGUGCAACACAAAAGCCACCAGCCUAGUUGUAGAAAUAAUUGGUUGUCAAUUUUGGCAGGUGUAACAUCAUAAUUGCUAGGUCUUUUUCCGUUUUAAAGUCUAUUUGUGAUAAAAACGGUCAUAGUGGCGGGUGAGUUCUGCAUCAGUCAUUGUAGCCAGUGUGCUAAGGUUUUCUUCCCAUCUGUAACCAUUCCUCCAACUUGUGUUUGGCCUUUGGGCACCUACCUUCUUUCCUGUUUGUGUCAUCUACAAACUAAUCACACGUUAAAUGUAUAUUUUUCAGUAAACAGGAAACAGAGAGCCGUGGUGUUUACUGUACAUAAGACAUUGAUCUCCUCAGUAUUCCUGCCACACACAUUUGUCGAUGACUACUCUACUUCUGUUGAUUCUUUUUCUUGUUUUUCCUGCUUUCCGUUGCCCUGUAAGUGGACUGUCUCUUUGAGCUCUUUGUACUUUUUUAAUGUUUUGUCCCGUUGUUUUGUACACUUUGUUCACUUUCCCCUCUCUGUUACAUUGUAAAGCUGACAUACUUCACUACAGGUGAGGGUUCAGACUAACAGUUUUUAGCAGAUGUUACAUGACUGUGUUUAUCUGGGUUCAGGGUUUUUGUGGGAGGGUCGGGAUGCAAAAUAUUUCUACUUUGUAUAAAUAUGGACAAUUGUGUAUUUACUGUCUGUUCAUAAUAGAUUUAUAUAUGAAAAGAAAUGAGUAUAUUAUAUAUAUAUAUAUAUACACAGUAUCUAUACAUAAUGAAAUACUAUGAUCUUGUUUUUGAAGUUGGUAUUGAAAAAUGAUACUUUACAUUGGUCUUACAUACAGUAGGUCCUUUUAGAGUGUUACUAAAGGCACAAUUUACUGUCCUCGGUGACAGUUGGUUGUGUGCUUAGUAGCAUUUUAUUGGUUGUCUUAUUGUCUUUCAACACUGAUGACUAGUUUUUUGGCUUUAUUCAUUCCAUUGGUACCAAGUCACCAUUGCCCUCUGCUCAGCUUCACACAUUCAUGCACAUAUUUUGUACUGUUGUUGUUUUUUAUGCCAUUAGAUUUUAUUGUAGAAAAACACCCAUUUUUGCUGGCACCUAUAAAGUUUUGGUAUAAUGUGAGACAAUAUAUUGAAAAUAACCCGAGUGGUGAUCCAUUUCUUCCAUUUUCUAAAAGUUUUACAAGUCCAUCUUCUAACAUUUAAAAAAAUAAUUAUUAUUUGGAUUUUAAUUAGGAUAUGGCUAUUCUAUUCCCACCACAUUAAAUCACUCUGAUGGGCCUUAUUAUUACACCUGAUCAUCACUCAUUUUGUUAUAUGGCCAAAAUGUCCUUAGUUUUAAUUUAAAUUGACAUUCUGUUAAAGUCAAGCUAAGGUGUAAUCGCUUUCUUUAGCAAACUCUAGGUGUCAAGGUGGCCUGGUGUUCAGCAAGACUUUCCUGUAUCCAAAGAUCACAGGUGUUUGAUCCCUGCAGCAGCCCACAUGCAUUUCCUUCUUCACAGGACACUUAAACUCCAUCCUAUGUAAAAGGUCCGUUCCUGGCUUCUCCUGUACUAAGAUCAAUCAUCAAAUGUAAAAGAUGCUAAAUACAUCCUUAUACACAUGCAAGGAGGAGCUAUUCUCAUUUGACCUCUUAACGGCAGAGCGAUGCUAGCUUUUCCUGCAGCUGCAUCGUUGUCACUAAAUGAUGUCACACGUCACCUGGAACCAGAAAUCUUUCCUUUGGCUCCUGCAAAUGCUCUUUCUGUCAUCUCCCAUUUUGUAAAUGUCUAAGAACAAAGGAUUGUGAUCUUUGAAAAAGAGUGAAUCCAAGUUUGGGGUAAAUCGUACACCACAAAUUACUUUUGCUUUUACACAGAAAACUUAAAACUAAGGUCUAAGCAUUUGUAGAAGGGUGUUAUAGGGCAUCAUUUUAGUAUUAUUUUGUAAGGUUUAGACUUACAGCCACGUGUAAGAUAUGUGUUUUUCCCCCUGUACAUUCCCUUCUUAUCAGAAACAUGUUGACGUUAUACUUCAUGCAUACAAGAGUAUUUUUGGUUGGGAUGUGAAAAUCAAUAAUCAGUCUGUCCUGAUUAUCACCUUAACGUUGACAUCUCUCUGCAUGUGAACACACAUUUGAUGAGAUGCUUUUCGGUAACCCAGCCCAGAACAUUCCCAGAACCUUUGCACAGCGGUGCCAGUCUGGAUAACAACAGCAGGCGUGAGGUUUUUACUGUUGAAUGCUUUGGUUUCUCAAAAGGAGCCAAAACUAGCACUGUCUGUCUUCACUGUUAGUCUUAACACAAUGUCCAGUAACAGAAAGAAAAACCCUGCAACAUUCCAUUUUCUUAUAAUUUCCAUUUAUUAGGAGGAGGCAUAUCUUUGUAUGUAAACCCUUGUAGUUCAGUCCAGCCAGGUCCAAGAACUGUCUGUUUAUUUAGGCGGACUGGUCCACUCCAUUCCUCAAGUGUGUCUCCUCUGUUUCUCUGCAUGAUCCGUAUGUCUGCAUGCACUGCCUGUCUGUCUGUCUGUCUGUCUGUCUCUCUUUCUCCCUCCUGCCACAUAUCAGCACAAAGGAUCAAGCACUGAAGGAUGUUAGUACUUUCACUGUAUCCAAACUGUCUUAUCUCUCUUACUGCUUUUUUUGUUUGUUUUUGCUGAGGAGGUGUUUAAGUGCUUUCCAUGUUGUGCUUUUACCUGUAGGAUGUGGAAUCAUUGAAUCUGGAAGACAUAAAUUGAAUAUUUUACACAAAAAAAGGAGGAAAAAAAGGAUCUAGCACUUGUAACAAACAAUAGGUUUAAUUGUAUUUAUGUAGAGAACAAAUUGUUUUGGGGAAGCUUUGUGAACUGCAACAACAGAAUGGACAACUUUUUCUUCUUUUUUUUUACAUUCCAGGCAAGAUGUGACUUUGAUGGACUUUUGGGAAGACAUUCAUGUUCUUUGUCAUAUCUGGACUUAUCAAGGGCUCCAUGCAGAUGCCUGGUCAUUGUUACGGUCGUCUAUUCCACUAAAUAAGCCAGUUAACACUAUGACCACUGUGGUUGAAAAACAAACAGUUCUAGGUUUACAUAUGUAUAAAAUGCAUCUUUCUUUUUUUUUUAUCAGUUUAUGUUUUUGACUUGUUCCACCAUUGUUACAGAAAUAGUACAUUUUUCUCGGGAAACCUUUGCUCUAACAUGUUGUCUUUGACAUCUAUGAUAUAAAGUAUUGUUUUG
Scomber scombrus (Atlantic mackerel) is the source of this 8494-nucleotide messenger RNA. It is a transcript of the gene hdac4, whose product is annotated as histone deacetylase 4. The coding region runs from base 386 to 3712 and encodes 1108 amino acids. Gene Ontology annotation, cellular component: histone deacetylase complex. Gene Ontology annotation, biological process: negative regulation of transcription by RNA polymerase II; chromatin organization. The record is from RefSeq and is a predicted model, not a curated record. Gene Ontology annotation, molecular function: histone deacetylase activity. The transcript is spliced from 28 exons. Lineage: Eukaryota; Metazoa; Chordata; Actinopteri; Scombriformes; Scombridae.